AGACAUAGAACGUCGACCAUGAUGAAGAAAAUGAAGCAGCAAAUCGCCAUGCCGUACCAGCCUUACAGCAGCUACAGCACGGCUAGCUCAAUGGCGUCUGGCUAUCCAGUUACAAGACCUUCCACAAACGCUUCCAGCACGUUUGGCCACCUUCCUACAAUUCCACAGAACCCACUGCUACAGAAUGGAGGACUAAGAUUGCGACCCGCUAGUGGCCUACAACUGUCUGUAAAAGCGCUCCCAAACAGUACAGGCUUGCAGCCAAGUAUCCCUAGGGAGAGACCUCCUCAGAUCCAUCGACUCAGCAGCUCUGAUUCGAAAGCCAUUGAGCAACUAAGAGCGCCGAGUCCAACCACACGCACAAGGAGAAACAGCUCUGGAGAACAUUUGCUGAGAGCUAGAAUGAAGCAAGCACACAUCCACAAGUUCCAGAAAGACCCCGCCGAGGCCCUCCCCCUCCCCCCACGAAGACCUCCGUCCUCGUCCGUUCAUACGAGACAGCUGAGUGGGGAGAUGCUCCCUCCGAUUGGCUUGCGAGACAGGCCGACCAAAGAGAGUGGUCUGCAACUAGCAGAGGAGGAUAUAAAUGAUGAAACUGACAGUGAGACGGACUCUGACCUUGAAGAUGAGUUAUUUUCAGAGGGUUCUGAGGCUCCACCCAGUCGACCUGGUUUCGAAUCCGAGGCGGAACAGAGUGGGCUCCUACUCAACAUCCCAUUCCCAGACGUGAACAAAUCCGUUCCAUUUCAAGCGACGCUCAUACAAGACCACGCCCACUUGGACACUGAGCGAUAUGCAGCUGGCACCAAUGCCUCAGGACUGAGUGGGCGUGUGGACAACAUUGUGAGGGCGCUCAGAAUACACGGUCCACUAGACAAAGAGUUGCUGCAGAAGGCGUUGAAUCAAGUGGCGAGUUUACAUUCGCUGUUGACGGCAUCUUUCCAGCGGACAAAGGACAGGCUGUACAUUCACACCAAUGCAGGGGGGGAAGUUUCUGUGAACUUGGACUCUCCGGUGGUCGGCCACGAACAUCCGGACGAUCUAAUUAUGAAUGCACGGAGAAAAAUAUUCAAUCUUCCAACGAGAAACGGCAUGGUACCGAGCACGGAUAAUAGCCAUCCCACUACGACUGAUGAUAUGACCAUGUCGGUGUUUAGUGUGACCAGUGUUACAAACGGUAGUGAUUCAAGUGAUGCCAGCAAGUCACCUGGCAUUGGGAGAGCUCUCGGUAAACGAGUGUCCUUUGCACCCUCUAACCCACCCCCUGAUAAACCAGCCCUACCGCCACAACUACCAAGUAUUGAUCAGUCAGCAAACGCUACUGAAGAAUCCUCACCGCUUCUUCUUCGAGCCAAGAUCAGCUCUAAAAGUUCUCAAGACCACAUUUUAGUGCUUUCAUUUCCGAGAAUUAUCUGUGACUAUUGGUCAUCUUGUCUCUUCAUAUACCAGCUGUCCGAUGCGUACUCCAAGCUAGAGAAGAGCUCAACAUACAGACCCAGUCAUGCGGCAACUAGAAUAGAAAACAGAAGACAAGCAGUCAUUAAAGCUCACGAUAAAAUAAGAAAUGGAGGCUCAACAAACAAGAGAAGAGAUGCAGCUAGCAGACUGUUACAGAAAAGAGCCCAAGGGAAACAGUUGUCAUUGCCAGGUGUCUAUACUCCUCAGUUUCCAGGCCGACUCAACUUCCAACAGGUAGCACAGAGAGAGAGCCAGCUGUUACUGAUGCUAUCUCGAGAGAAGCUCUGGACAUUUUGGGAGUCAAUGGUGACGGCCAUCAUUCGUAGACAGCGAGGUCCAAACAGAGUUAAAGUGGUCCCUCCGAUACGAAUCCCCUCAGGGCUUGGAGAGAAGUUGACCAGGACACGCCCCCAGACAUCACGGCUGAGACCACUAACUGCCUCACGAAACAGACCAGGGACGGCUAGGAGGGGAACUGGUGGUCUCCUUGGAGAUGUGUCGAGGGAAGCUCUCACUGGCCCUAAAACGAAGUUCCAUUGCCUCAAGAUUGAGGAGGCGGUGUGUGACCAGUUCAAACAAUCCCUACCAGAGCAGUACCUCCAUCUCUUGAAGGAGGAGGAGACUCUCUCUCUACUUUGUCUCGGUGCCUUUGCCCUCAUGCUCGGCAAGUGUUGUAGGGGGUGGGGCCUGGAGCAAGGGGGAGGGGCUAGUGAAACUCCACUAACUGACGACUCUAAAGCAGACUUCACAACCGUCAUCUCAGAAACGGUCAAACAAAGACAACAGCAUUUCCCUCGUGACCCGCUACAGAGGUACAAGAUGGCGGGUAGUUCCCGGGCCCACCAGCCAGUGGUCGUGCACACACAGAGCUCUCCGGGGGCAAUCAGGCAUGACAAGCGAGCAUCCAUAACUGGACGUCUGGAUCUGGGCUCGUUCCUAAUCGGAGUGGACGUUUCCCUGAGGCAUUCUGAGUCUCAGCAGACGCAAGGUCUCUUUGGCCCCCUCUCUAAUGAGGUUGGAGUACGUGUGAACCUUGACCCUAGGGAGACGUUUGCAGAUCUGAUUCUGUCGUUAUGGCGAUCCACGCUGUUGGCACGGAAACACGGACACUUUCCUUUUUCUACAAUCGCAGAAGAGGUUGGUUUGAUUCGCGGCCUCCCUGUCAAGUUCUCUUACUACUAUCAUCGCGACAUCGUGCAACUGACGAAUCCAAAUGAUUUCUACUUUCCGGAGACGGCCAUGGGGGUCGAAGGUCAGGGGCUGGCAAGGUUUGGCUCCACCUGCUACCUCACACCCCUCAACGGGAAGAUGGACGACAGUUGUCAUAUGGAGCUGCUGCUCUGGGAAAGUUACGAUAGUGACUACGUGAUCGGAGGUAUCCGUUACCAACCACACAUCAUCAAGACAGAGCUAGUCGAGUCAUUUGCCAGAGAGCUAUGUCGUCUAGUGGCAGCCAUUGCCAAGGACCCGUGCAAGUCUGCACUCAAGUUUGCUCAAGAAAUCCACCCUCCAUUCUUAAACUCAGGACGUAGUAGAAAGUAUGGUAGAAGCUAUAGAAAACCUACAGCUGGUCUGUAGCAUAAUAAUUAUUAUUAUUGUUGUGUUUUAAUUUAUGUCUCAAUUCAGUUUUUCCAUCAUUUAUAUUGUUAUAAUUUC
This is a messenger RNA of Halichondria panicea, 3114 nucleotides long. RefSeq lists its product as uncharacterized. The record is from RefSeq and is a predicted model, not a curated record. The transcript has 7 exons. Bases 19 to 3036 code for a protein of 1005 amino acids. Lineage: Eukaryota; Metazoa; Porifera; Demospongiae; Suberitida; Halichondriidae.